Messenger RNA from Aspergillus chevalieri, 531 nucleotides. RefSeq lists its product as uncharacterized. The coding region runs from base 1 to 531 and encodes 176 amino acids. NCBI's taxonomy places the organism in Eukaryota, Fungi, Ascomycota, Eurotiomycetes, Eurotiales, Aspergillaceae. The transcript has a single exon. The record is from RefSeq and is a predicted model, not a curated record.
AUGAAGCUCCUCACCUCCCUCACAACCACCCUCCUGGCCACCGCUGCCACAGCCUCCCCCCUCAUCUCCCGCGCCUCCUCCGACGAAGCCAUCACCACCAAGAAAUUCCACCUCAAGACCACCGCCAGCGACGCCUCCGCCCACAACAACCUCUACGUCUACGCCUACCACACGGGCGCAGGCCUCAACGACGCCGUGCUCAGCGCCAACGCAGACGACGCCAGCAAGGCGUUUGUCAACGGGACGAACGUGCAGUUUGACCUGGGGACGCCGUUUCCUUGGGGAGUGAAUAUGGUCGGGGCUACCAACUACGGCGCCUGGCAGCCCGUGCAAAUCAACACCGGUUACGGCACUUCCGGCUUCGAGCUGGACAAUGCGCAUUUGAAGUGGAGUGAGCAGAAUGGGUUUGGGGGAUGGUUGGUGUGCGACUGGGUUCACAACGCCCCUCAGCUGUUUUACCUGUAUGAGCCGAUUAAGGCGGAUGUGCCGUCGAGCUGCAGCAAGGUUGAGUUGCAGGCUGUUUAUCUGUAA